Messenger RNA from Medioppia subpectinata, 1680 nucleotides. The record is from the annotation of a GenBank genome assembly. Lineage: Eukaryota; Metazoa; Arthropoda; Arachnida; Sarcoptiformes; Oppiidae.
UUGCGGCCGUUCACCGCAUACACAGCCAUCUCUCGCUCGUCGCGGAACUGUUUCCAACCGGUCGGGUCGGCCUUCACUUCCAUACAGAACUAUUGGAUAAAUUACCUCAUUGUAGCCCAAUUUACCAUCUUGUUGACUCCACGGUCCCUGUUUGCCGGGUCCGGUAGCCUCGGCUCCGAUGUCAUACUUGUUGGGGUCGGCGAGGAUCCAGGUGUGGCCCAUAAGUAUCCUAACAUCUUGGUCAUGCUUGCACCGUCCUUAUACCACUGUCUCAAAGUCUCCAGAGUCCAGGUGGCCGGGUCACCGAUGCCCACCUGUUUCUCCCACGAGCCGUGCAUAUCACUCUUACUGAUCGACGCGAUCAACGCUGAGACCGGUGACCACCGGCGAGACAGUAAUACCGAUUUGACAAACCCGUCGUUUUCGCUGGAAGUGAACGCACCCUUUGGUGUCCAGUCCAACAUCACUCCAUCGAAGUUAUAUGUGCUCAGGAAUGACAUAAUACUGUUGGUGAACGUACGGAUGUCCGAGUCGGUGGACACCACCUGGGUGAAACCGCUCGACAGUGACCACCCGCCGAUGGCCACCAACGCCUGGCCUUUGCCCUUGUUUUUCGAGAAGUUGUCCAAAUCGUCUGUAAGUAUUGGCGGAUUAGUUGCGAGUUUUGGGCCCCAAAUUAGUGUGAAAUUCUGGUUGAAUUAUGUGGUAAUACUUACGCAAUGUCUUCAUGAGGUACUCGUCGGCCAGUUUGAUAGUACUGUCCCUAUCGAUGCCCUGAUAGCCGUACACCAUAUGUGUGCACAGAGUGUUGUGAUUACUUACCUUGAGCACUUAAGCACAUGCACGAUACAGAAGUGGCAAAGAAUGGCGAAGAAGAUAAUGAGUUUGCAAAACGCGGACACAAUUAAGACGAGACACCGAAUCGUGUAUUGUAUGGGAAAGAGUGCUAUCAAAUACGGCGGUAUGAAUACGAGUGGACAGAAACAGAUGGCCAGUAGACCGAAAUGGCUGAGACACACCUCAAUCAUAACAGAUCUGACAUAUAUUCGGCGCCGAAGGGGAAUCAGUUCCGGUCGGGGAGACAUCACAGCCGCGUUGACCGGCCCUCCAAUCNACAUCGGAGCCGAGGCUACCGGACCCGGCAAACAGGGGCCGUGGAGUCAGCAAGAUGGUAAAUUGGGCUACAAUGAGUUCUGUAUGGAAGUGAAGGCCGACCCGACCGGUUGGAAACAGUUCCGCGACGAGCGAGAGAUGGCUGUGUAUGCGGUGAACGGCCGCAACUGGAUCUCCUACGAAGACGGCGUGUCGGCCGGCCUUAAGACGACCGCCAUUACCAAAGAGGGCUUCGGCGGUGUUGUGGUUCAGGCGCUGGAGAACGACGACUUCAAGGGUCUGUGCGGCGAGAAGUACCCCGUCUUGAGGGCCAUCAACAAAGCGCUGAACACAGACCCAGUGGUGUCGCCGACACACCCGCCGCCAACCGCAGCGCCCACUCACGCGCCGCAGGUGUGCACUCACGAGGGGCUGAUCCGCGACCCGAAGGACUGUCACUAUUACCACAAAUGUGUGGAAAUGUUUCCGGGAAUCUAUAGCGACGAUAAGGUCGCCUGCGAUGGAGUGCUGGUCUUCGAUGAGAAGGACGGCAAGUGUAAGGACAGACAAUUAGUUCCCGGAUGUUAG